AUGAUUAAAGCUAUUUUAGUUUUUAACAACCACGGGAAGCCACGAUUAUCAAAAUUUUAUCAAUACUUCAAUGAAGACAUGCAACAGCAGAUAAUCAAGGAAACUUUUCAGUUGGUGUCUAAACGGGAUGAUAAUGUUUGUAAUUUCCUUGAAGGCGGCAGUUUGAUUGGAGGUUCAGACUAUAAAUUAAUCUACAGGCACUAUGCAACACUUUAUUUUGUAUUCUGUGUGGAUUCUUCGGAGAGUGAACUUGGUAUUCUAGAUUUGAUUCAGGUAUUCGUUGAAACCUUAGACAAGUGUUUCGAGAAUGUCUGCGAGCUGGACUUGAUUUUCCACGCGGACGCCGCUCACCAGGUCCUGGACGAGCUUGUAAUGGGCGGAAUGGUGCUGCAGACUAACAUGGCGGAUAUAUUGUGCAGAUUGCAGGAGCAAAACAAAAUGCAGAAAGCUGAGGCUGGCAUAUCUGCCGCCCCCGCUAGGGCAGUUUCCGCCGUAAAGAGCAUGAACCUGCCUCAACAGCUGCGUGACAUGAAACUCCCAGACCUCCCGCAGGCAAUAAAGGACCUGAAGUUC
Molecule: messenger RNA, 573 nt
Organism: Iphiclides podalirius (scarce swallowtail)
Lineage: Eukaryota; Metazoa; Arthropoda; Insecta; Lepidoptera; Papilionidae
Source: the annotation of a GenBank genome assembly